Messenger RNA from Onthophagus taurus, 878 nucleotides. Lineage: Eukaryota; Metazoa; Arthropoda; Insecta; Coleoptera; Scarabaeidae. The record is from RefSeq and is a predicted model, not a curated record.
GUUUUCGUUCAAUAUUCACGUUUUGCACUCAGGAGAAUCUAUUUUCUACACGUAUCCAGAGACCAUCUCGAAGAAAAGCCCCAAUGAAGUUGUAUUCUUUUUAGUACAUUUUUUAUUUAACCAUGUUCCUGAUACAGCAAAGCAUUUGCACAUUUUUUGUGACGGUGCCGGUGGGCAAAACAAAAAUUUUAUUGUAUUCAGGUUCAUGCAUUAUGUAGUACAUGACAUAAAAAAACUAAGCAGCAUUAAAAUAACUUUUCCGGAAAGGGGGCAUUCAUAUUUGGAAUGCGACAAAAAUAUGGGCAACAUAAAUUUAAAAACGAAAAUUGAAACUCCAGAUGAUUGGUUUGAACUGUUAAGGGUAUCACGCACCAAACCGUCGUCAUUCGUUAUCGAAGAAGUCACUCAAAAUAUGGUAAUGGGCUGGACUUCGUUUUUACAGAACCUGUAUGUGAAGAAAUGUCCAUUUCCUGUACAAAAAACCAAAGAAGUGUUCUGUACAAUCGAUCAUUGUCGAUUUAUACUUAACAGAGAUACAUACAAUGGUUCUUGGAAAAAAAGUGUAAUAAAGGGAAAAAUUCAGAUGGAAGCAGCCACUUUACUGCCAAAUGAAUUCAAAUUACCAGAUAAACUAUACAAUGAUCUUAUUCCAGUAAAUAAAGAUAAGUUUAAGGAUUUAAUGGUGCUGAAGCAAUUCUGUGGCCCAGUUGCUGUCAAGUUUUUUACCGAUCUACCGCAUGAAUAGGGGACAUUCCUCGUUUUUUUCACAUUUGUAAUACCUUCGAAUUAGUUUUAUUUUAUUAUCAGAUACACUGACGAAAAAUAUUUGUAUUUACAUGUUGAGACAUACAAUAAACAUAUAGUAAGAUUUAUUUAAA